AUGACCGAUUUCAAGACCGACGACUCCAAGGCUCCGUCCUACACCGUCGAUUCAGUCGACUUGGAUGAUGCCGAGAAACAAGAGCUAAAACAUACCAGCCCGAUGGUGGAUUGCCUAACCCACGGGCCCAGCCAAGUCCCGCUUCUGGAUUCCGAAUUGCAGAAACCACAGGCAAAAGAUAUAAUACGCGCACUAGCCACAGCAUUGAAUGAUAUUGCCGAUGAGAAGAAGUGCACCAAGUGCACGGUGGAAAAUAUCUCGACUCUGAUCACAGGCCACGUCCGGGAUCUCAGAGCGGCGAAGCGGAGUGGAAUGUGGUCUAAAGAAGACAAGAAGGCUCUCAAAGUGGAGAUUAAAGGUCUUCUCAAGCCAGUCAAGAAGGAUGUGAAGAGCUUGUGGAAAGCGAAUUACUGA
Penicillium mononematosum is the source of this 414-nucleotide messenger RNA. RefSeq lists its product as uncharacterized. Lineage: Eukaryota; Fungi; Ascomycota; Eurotiomycetes; Eurotiales; Aspergillaceae. The transcript has 2 exons. The record is from RefSeq and is a predicted model, not a curated record. Bases 1 to 414 code for a protein of 137 amino acids.